This is a messenger RNA of Octopus sinensis (East Asian common octopus), 3606 nucleotides long. Its product is annotated as zinc finger protein 239-like. The record is from RefSeq and is a predicted model, not a curated record. Gene Ontology annotation, molecular function: DNA-binding transcription factor activity, RNA polymerase II-specific; RNA polymerase II transcription regulatory region sequence-specific DNA binding. The coding region runs from base 1661 to 2512 and encodes 283 amino acids. The transcript has 2 exons. NCBI's taxonomy places the organism in Eukaryota, Metazoa, Mollusca, Cephalopoda, Octopoda, Octopodidae. Gene Ontology annotation, cellular component: nucleus. Gene Ontology annotation, biological process: regulation of transcription by RNA polymerase II.
UUAUACCUACCUAUAUUAAAUACAUCUUAUGCACAUCUGUUGGCCAGAUGUCUUGAAACAUGUUUAGGGAAAAUACGUUUUACCUAACUAUUGGCUGUUACGUCGCUUUGUUUCUUUUUCUGUUGUCAGGGUUGAGGACAGCGUAGCUCUCUGAGGAUUUAUGUGACAGAAAGUGAUAAAAUGGUUCACGAAACUAAGAAUAAGAAGGAAGAAAUUUUAAACUUAAUUUACCAGAAUCAUCUUUCUCUUCUAUUAAACUACCUGUGUACACAUACACACCAUACGUGUGGUUGUACAUAAUUUAUACUUCCAUCUACGUGUGUGUGUCCAUCAGAUUACAUGACAUAGCUUCCCUGCAAAACAGGAAACACAUUGUACAAUGUCAUUUUUUAUGUACAAGCAAACAUCUGCAACAUAUUUUAUAGAUCAGUUCAUUCUAGGCUAUGUAGGGCGAAAUAACUAUAAAUCUUUUCAGCAAUGAGGAAUCCUUUAUUUCACUGAUUCUCAAAUAUCCAAAUGCUGUCUUUUAACCAUUGACUCCCUUGCAUAAUUACACACUAAAUGAUUGCUAUACAUCAUUAUCAUCAUUAAACAAUAAUUAUGAUGAUAUAGAAUAUGGAGAUUUGUUCAUCAUCAAUGUGGAUAGCCAUAACCUGGAACAUAACUGAGAGCCACCAUGGUAUUCGACCAGAUAAUAUGUCCCUCCAAACACUAUAUAUAUAAAUGCCCUUGUCACUGCCAAAAUACUAAAAUGGAAUUUAAAUGUUAUUCUAAUUAUUAAUAUUUAUAGUUUUAGUUUGGUGGGCACUACAUAUUAGUCUGUGGAAGACAGAAGAAUUUUUUUCUCUUUUUCCAUUUUUUAUGUUCUUUUUUCUUAAUCAAACUUGUUUGGAUGCCGAACUUUUUCUUUUGUGUAAAUAUGUUACUAUUUCAGUUUGUAUUGGGAUUAUAUUUAUGAACCUGUAGAUCAUUAUCCACUUUCUCUGCCAGAAGGGUUUGAAUUAUUUUCUAUUUGAAGUUACUGCUCAUACAUGCCAUUUUGGCUUGCUUUCCAUUACUGGAUGCCCUUCCUAUUAUCAAGCACUGAAGAAUUUUGAAAAAUAACAUCGUCAAUAUGAAGCUGGUAUCUGAAACCUAGAUUAACAUGAUAUUUAAAUGGAAGGCUUUAAUUAAACUCACUUUAAAAAUAGGAAGAUUGUAACAGAACAGAAGUGUUCUUAGACUGGAAGGUAUUAAAAGAAUUAAACUCCUUUCAAAGCUGGGUACAAAACCAGAAACUUCACAUCCUAAAAUAUAACUAAAUUGAGAGGGUCAAGGAAGAGACCAAGCAAUACAAUCACUACACCAUACAGGUUGCUAGACAAAGUUCUCCCCUUAAAUAUUUUCUGGUGACAUUGAGAGAAAAUAUAUUUACAUACAUACAAAAUUUUGAAGACUACAGAAUGACAUAAUCCUCAAGAAAGCUUGUGACAUUGUUUAUCUAAUUGUGAUUGGAUUACUCUAAAAGAUUUGAUUUAAUUAACAAUUGUUAUGUUGAUUGGAAAUAUACUGGCUGGGUCAUGGCAGUCAUAUUAGAGAAGAUUUGACAUUAUACUACAACUGUUUUUCUGUAGUGUCUAAUAUCUGCUUCAUUUUUGAAAUAUUGCAGCAAGAAGAAAUCAUGGAAGAUAAACUGUGUGGGAGUGAGGUUGAGGGUGAAAAACCCUCCAAGAAUACUCGUGUAUCUCAUAAAAGACUGACAAAUAUGGGAAAGAAAUUAAAACUACCCGAUAAGUCUUCUAAAACAUUUACACAUAAUAGUAAUAUCAAUGAGCAGAAAUUUAUUAACACAAGUUCACUGCGUUAUCGAUGUGAUAUUUGUGGUAAAAAGUUUAUGGUUAAAGGCUUUUUGUCUGUACACAAACGUAUUCAUACAGGUGAGAAACCAUACCACUGUGAUAUCUGUGGUGAAGCAUUCUCUGAGAGAGGACAGUUAAUUAGCCAUAAAAGUGUUCACACAGGUGAGAAACGACUCCACUGUGAUAUCUGUGGUAAAGCAUUUUCAAUAAGUUAUCAGCUAAAUCUUCACAAACGUGUUCACACAGAUGAGAAACCAUACCACUGUGAGUUCUGUGGUAAAUCCUUCUCACAGAAAGAUGGUAUGCUUAUACAUGAACGUAUGCAUACUGGUGAAAGACCAUACUGUUGUGAUAUCUGUGGUAAAACAUUCUCCUGCAAAGGCACUAUGCAUAAGCAUAAGCGUAUUCAUAGUGGUGAGAAACCCUACCAUUGUGAUAUCUGUGGUAGAGCAUUUUUACACAAAUGUAGUAUGCUUGAUCAUAAACGUAUUCAUACUGGUGAAAAACCUUACCACUGUGAUAUCUGUGGUAAAGAUUUUGCUCAUAGUUGUAGCUUAACUAAUCACAUACGUGUUCAUACUGGUGAAAAACCCUUCCAUUGUGAUAUUUGUGAUAAGACUUUUACUCAGAGUGGUAGUUUAACUUCCCACAAGCGUGUUCACAUGAAUGAGUAACCAUAAACUGAAAUGAAAUUUCAAAUCACAAACAAAUACAUUCAAAUUUCUCAGAAGUUGUAGCUCUGAGUAAAGUAUGAAUCGCUGAAUGAAGAGCAUAGCACAUACCAAGUGGCAAUGUCAGCUUGUAUUCUCUUCUCAACUAAAUACACCUAGCUGAAAUAGGUUCUGCUGUGUAGGAACAACUGAUUGUGAUGUCAACAGUUUAUAUUCUUCUCAACCCAGUGUAUCAUGCUGUAAUAUGUACUGCAGUUUAGGAACAACUUGUCUCUGCAUGCAGCAGCAAUGUUCAAGUGAUGAAUAAUCUCUUUACUUGCAUUGUUGAAUUUGAUUUUCCUUCUAUAGGAAAAACUACCUGUAACAAACCGUUUUCAUAUCCAGAGUGAGAUUUGACUCUAUAUAAACUGAUGAUAAAUAUGAAGCUAUAUUAAUCAUUGUGAUUCAGAAGAGAAUUUAUCACUGUGAAAUUUGUAGUGAAGCAUUCUGUCAGGGUCGAAUUUCAUUUCAUCAUACACAUCCUCACAUUUUGAGGUAACCAUAGCAUUGAGAUAUAAUCUGUUUUAAACCUUGCCUGAUAAAAAAAUAUUUGGCUGGUCACAAACACUGGAAAUAAGCUGUAAAACUACUACAGUCGUCAGAAAUACUACCAGUAUCUCUUUACUUCAUUAUAAUCUCUUUUGUUUCAUUUGAUGUAGACAAAUGUGCCUAUUAUUUUCUUCAAAAUUUCAAAAUUGCAGCUAACAUGAUUGACUUAUUAGGUCUAAAAUAUAUACUAGAUUACAUAUUAAACUAUCAAUAAAUUGAAGUCAUCUUUCAUUGAUUGUGCACAUUGUAUAUUUGAGACCAUAUCAAGACUAAUUAUCUGUGAAUAGAUAUACUGAUGAACCAAAGGCAGCGUUAUCUCUAUAUACUCUUCUACACAAGCAAAGAUGGCACUGCAAACAGUUUACUAUGUUCUUCAACCUGACUGAAAUAUUUAACCAGGCAUUUGGUAAUUUGGGUUGUAGAACUUUGGUUUACCUUGAACUUAGAAAAUUUGAAGGAUUUCAACUCUAAUAAACAAUAAAAUAAACAUAGCUCACUUCUAAAGUUCA